AUGUCAGCUAACGAGUUUUUCGCUUCAGGCCCCGCGCAAACUAGAUCCAACAACCACAACAACUACAACCAGAACCAGAACCAGAACCACGACCCUAAUGCACAGGAAGGCGAAAGAGGCUUCUUCGCCAACACAGCCGGUGCCGUCGCAGGUGGAGUCGCAGCACACAAAUUGAGCGGCGGCGAGUCGAAAUUGGCCACUAUUGCCGGUGUCGUGGGCGGCGCUAUAGCUGCGCACAAGUUGAACAACGAAUAUAAAGAGCACAAGUAUAACAAGUACGGCGGUGGCCAAUCUGGUUACGGACAUGGUAAAGGUAAGGGCAUCGAUGCUGGGGACGCUGCUCCUUCGAGAAGUAUCCAAUAG
This is a messenger RNA of Lodderomyces beijingensis, 363 nucleotides long. The record is from the annotation of a GenBank genome assembly. Lineage: Eukaryota; Fungi; Ascomycota; Pichiomycetes; Serinales; Debaryomycetaceae.